GAGCCGGGCCCCCGCCUUGCUCCGGCGGCUCGCCGCGCCCACCCCGCUCCGCGCCGAGGGCUGCAGGAUGAGUUCCCCAGGGUCCGGAUACUUGAUCCUUGAAUGUGCCCAUUCACAAAUUCAUUUGCACUUCAGUUGAACAGCCAUAAGCCAAAAUUUAUGAAAAUAUGCAUCAGUUUAAUACUGUCUUGGAAUUCAUGAGAUGGAAGCAUAGGUCAAAGCUUUUUGGAGAAAAUUGGAAGUACAGUUUUAUCUAGCCACAUCUCUGAGGAGUCAGGAGAAAGCAGUGGAAGUUGGAGUCAUUGUCAAGUGAUUGAGACCUUUUACAAGAAAAUCUCAUUGAAUGAAAGUCUUUUAAAUUAGUGACAUAACAAGACUAGUUAUUAAAGGUGACAGUGUACAGGGACCGUUAAAAUUGAACAAUGACUCAGCGGUAUAUUUACAUCAGAUUAUUGGGAGCCUAUCUGUUCAUCAUUUCUCAAGUUCAAGGGCAGAAUCUAGACAGUAUGCUCCAUGGUACUGGGAUGAAAUCAGACUCCGACCAGAAAAAGUUAGAAAAUGGAGUAACCUUAGCACCAGAGGAUACCUUGCCUUUUUUAAAGUGCUAUUGCUCAGGACACUGCCCAGAUGAUGCUAUUAAUAACACAUGCAUAACUAAUGGGCAUUGCUUUGCCAUCAUAGAAGAAGAUGACCAGGGAGAAACCACAUUGGCUUCAGGGUGUAUGAAAUAUGAAGGAUCUGAUUUUCAGUGCAAGGAUUCACCAAAAGCCCAGCUACGCCGGACAAUAGAAUGUUGUCGGACCAACUUAUGUAACCAGUAUUUGCAACCUACACUGCCCCCUGUUGUUAUAGGUCCAUUUUUCGAUGGCAGCAUUCGAUGGCUGGCUUUGCUCAUUUCUAUGGCUGUCUGCAUAAUUGCUAUGAUCAUCUUCUCCAGCUGCUUUUGUUACAAACAUUAUUGCAAGAGCAUCUCAAGCAGACGCCGUUACAAUCGUGACUUGGAACAGGAUGAAGCAUUUAUUCCAGUUGGGGAAUCAUUAAAAGACCUUAUUGACCAGUCACAAAGUUCUGGUAGUGGAUCUGGACUACCCUUAUUGGUUCAGCGAACUAUUGCCAAACAGAUUCAGAUGGUUCGGCAAGUUGGUAAAGGCCGAUAUGGAGAAGUGUGGAUGGGUAAAUGGCGUGGUGAGAAAGUGGCAGUCAAAGUGUUUUUUACCACUGAAGAAGCUAGCUGGUUUCGAGAAACGGAAAUCUAUCAAACCGUGCUAAUGCGCCAUGAAAACAUACUCGGUUUUAUAGCAGCAGAUAUUAAAGGUACAGGUUCCUGGACUCAGCUCUAUUUGAUUACUGAUUACCAUGAAAACGGAUCUCUCUAUGAUUUCCUGAAAUGUGCUACACUAGACACCAGAGCCCUGCUUAAGUUGGCUUAUUCAGCUGCCUGUGGUCUGUGCCAUCUCCACACAGAAAUUUAUGGCACUCAAGGAAAGCCUGCAAUUGCUCAUCGCGACCUAAAGAGCAAAAACAUCCUCAUCAAGAAAAAUGGAAGUUGCUGCAUUGCUGACCUGGGCCUUGCUGUUAAAUUCAACAGUGAUACAAAUGAAGUUGAUGUACCUUUGAAUACUAGGGUGGGUACCAAACGCUACAUGGCUCCAGAAGUGCUAGAUGAAAGCCUGAAUAAAAACCAUUUCCAGCCCUACAUAAUGGCUGACAUCUAUAGCUUUGGCCUGAUUAUUUGGGAAAUGGCUCGUCGUUGUAUCACAGGAGGAAUUGUAGAGGAGUACCAAUUGCCAUAUUAUAACAUGGUACCCAAUGAUCCAUCAUAUGAAGACAUGCGUGAGGUGGUGUGUGUCAAACGUUUGCGGCCAAUUGUGUCUAAUCGAUGGAACAGUGAUGAAUGUCUACGAGCAGUUUUGAAGCUAAUGUCGGAAUGCUGGGCUCACAAUCCAGCCUCCAGACUUACAGCUCUGAGAAUCAAGAAGACACUUGCCAAGAUGGUUGAAUCUCAAGAUGUAAAGAUUUGACAGACAGACAAUCAUGAGGAGAAAUUCUAGACUGCAAGAACUGUUUUCACCCAAGGAACGGGUGGAAUUAGAGUAGAAUAAGGAUGUUAACUUGGUUCUCAGACUCUUUCCUCACUACACCUUCACAGGCUGCUAAUAUUAAACCUUUCAGUACUCUGUAGAAUACAAGCUGGGAACUUCUUCUAAACACUUCCUUCUUUAUAUAUGGACAGCUUUAUUAUAAAUGUGGUUUUUGAUGCCUUUUUUUUAUUGGGUUUUUAUGAACUGCAUCAAGACUUCAAUCCUGAUUAAUGUCUCCAGUCAAACUCUGGGUGCUGAAUUACCUGUUCAUAAAAUGGUGCUUUCUGUGAAAGCCUUAAGAAGAUAAAUGAAUUCAGCAGAGAUGGAGAAAUAUACACUUUUACCUUCUACCUGAGAAAAUUUAAUCUAUUUGUAUUCUACCUUUGUAAACAGCCUAUGGAUCAUGAUCUGUUUGGGAUACUGCUUAGUUUAUGAUAGUUAGUCAUGCCUUGAUAAUGGGGUGUGUGUGUCUGUCUACAUACAUGCAUACCAGAAUUCCUCUGCUGCCAUUUGCAUUAGAAGAAAAUAAUUUAUGAAUGCACAGGAAGAUAUUGGUGGCUGUUGGUUUUGUGCUUUAAAAAUGCAUUAUCUGACCAAGAUUUGCCAAUCACAUAAAAGCCAUUUAUUUACCUUGCAAGUGAGCUAGCUUCUCCACCAACUUUAUUUUUUAACAUUAAAGUUGAUAUAAAGGCCAAAAGGAGUUUAAAGUGUAUGUAAAUUUGGACUAUUUUCCUCCCAUCACAAACUCUUUUUUUCUUUUUUUUUUUUUUAAUAAUCAUUUUUGUCAUGAAAAGCAUGCUAUCCAAAGUUGGAUCUUCCAAUGCCAUGAACCUUCUAAAGAAAACACUUCUUAUUGAAGUGAAUACUAAUUACUGCAUUUGAUAGCAAUUUAAGUGCCUAUAACCAUGUUCUGUAUUCUUUUUUCUCAGUAACUUUUAAAAGGGAAGUUAUUUAUAUUUUGUGUGUAAUAUGCUUUACUUGCAAAACACCUGCUCCUUUACAACCAUAUUUUAUAUAUGUACAUACAUUCAUACUAUAGAAACCAGCUUAUGUGUACCUCAUAUCCCAUCCUUAAGGGAAAAUAAAAGAUCAUCAGAAAAAAAAUGUUGUAAAGUAGAACUACAUGUAAAUUUUUCAGAAUUAAUUCAAAGUAGUUAUCAAGUCUAGGACUUUGUUUAAAUAUCAAGAACUAACCAUAGGUAUAGACUUUCAUUAAGAUGCCAUCAUCUCAAUUCUCCUUUAUGAAAGGAUCCUCCAAUUAGAAAUUUCUGUCUCACAGUUAAUAUACAUUUGUCAACAACUGUUUUAGACAUUUAAAUCAUUUGAGAUUUUUGGUUUUAUGAUUCCUGUUCAGUAAGUUUGUGAAGACGGUGAAGAGUCAGGCAAAAACUUCAAUAUCUAGUCAGUACCUAUAUCUAUACCAUAUAGCUGUUAUUCAAUAAAAUGCUACAUAUUUUAUGGAUGCCUUGUUUCCCCAAGGAGUAAUUCUGAUCUACUUAAACUUACUAUACUUCUGUAAUGCCUUUUAAAUAUUAAUGUCUUAUUCUGAACAAACAACUCAUGGGUGCAUAAAGUGAGACAGUUUUCUUGAAUAUAGCAUAAAAUAAACGUGAUUAUAUCACAAAAUAGUUAAAAACAUCUUUAAAGGGGAGGAAUCAGAGCAUGUAUCUGUCCAUUGCCAAAAAUGUGACUGACAUUUAAGGAUGAAAUGCUUACAUAUUUGUCUAUACAUCAAUCACAAAUUUGAGACUUGCUUUAACAGUUUUGACCAAGUUUAAUAAUUUUCAUCUUACAUAACUAAAGCUUGAAGUGUUCAUCAAGAUAAGUAAAUUUAUAUAUUGAAAUAUAUAGUACCCAAUAACUUCCUGUUUGAGAAUUGUUUUCCCCAUCUCUGUACUGAGAAGUACAGGUAUUUUAAUCUAAAUUUCCAAGUGAUUUAAGAAUACUUAUGAGCUCUAAUUUACUUAGUGUAAGGUUAACCUUGAUUUAUUUUUUAUUUGAUAAACUAUAAAUCUUGAAAAUAAUUUGUCACCUUAAUAAAGAAAAAAAUGUAAGGAAAGGCAAACUAUUCUUAGAAAUGUUAAAAUAGUAUAUGGAAGCAGACAAUUGCAGAUAAUAUAUAAGUACAAGAGCAUUAUAAUGAUUUUUUUAAUUAAAUUGAUCUAUUAAAAGUGAUAUCAAGAAACUUGUUCAAUAAAAAUAUUUUCUA
Messenger RNA from Kogia breviceps (pygmy sperm whale), 4290 nucleotides. RefSeq names its product bone morphogenetic protein receptor type 1A (gene BMPR1A). The record is from RefSeq and is a predicted model, not a curated record. Gene Ontology annotation, molecular function: transforming growth factor beta receptor activity, type I; ATP binding; SMAD binding. Gene Ontology annotation, biological process: cellular response to growth factor stimulus; dorsal/ventral pattern formation; protein phosphorylation. Gene Ontology annotation, cellular component: plasma membrane; signaling receptor complex. Lineage: Eukaryota; Metazoa; Chordata; Mammalia; Artiodactyla; Physeteridae.